CUGCUGUGGACUCUCCUCCUUGGUGCUUAAGAAGGAAUGAAGAAAAAAAAAAGCCGAAUGAGAGACGCGUUUAAAGAAAAGGGAAUGUGGCGAUGCUGAGUUCAGAACUUUAGUCGGACACGGGCUGGCACGCGCGCACACGUCAAAGCCGCCAAGUCCUCUCUGUCCCGGGGAUCAGCGAAGAAAUUAGGUCCUCUUCCAUGUUUGCCGACGGCGAAGCUUCGGCUCCGGACGUGCCCAUGGUGUACCAGCGGCAUUAUCAGACGCCCGUGGCCUCCACCGCGGCGACGACUGCGUACGAGCGCUGCUGCGUCUCAGCCGCGGUCUUGAUGCGCCGCCCGCCGUAUCCCGAAGUCGCCACGUCGGCCUUCUACCCGCUGGAAGACGUGCCGCUGUCCUCGCUGGCCGAUCACCAUCAUCGCCCUUCGUACUCAGUGUACGACCGCAGUUACGUCGACGCCCCGCCUUCUUCGUUCCUGUACGGCGCUGCCGCUUACGACUGCGUGUACGGCGACUGUCCGGACUGCGCGGAGGUUGGCUACCCGCCUGCGGCCGCAAGUAGUUGCUCAACCGCCGGCAGCGGCGACGCCAAGUCUUCCGCCUGCGCGUUGCAGACGUCGCCCGCCAUGUCGCGGCGCAGCAUGGUUCGCAAGCGGAGUCUCUCGCAGGCUGAGCUGGAGAGGCGCAGGUCCUUGGCGAACCACCAGGAACGCCGUCGCAUGCACCGACUCAACUCGGCGCUGGAUCGACUCCGGAGCACGAUACCGCCGCGCCUGCAGAACGGCAGUCGCCGCCUGUCCAAGAUCAAGACGCUCAAGAUGGCCAUCAACUACAUCCUCGAACUGAAGACCGUGCUGGGCCCGACGACCGUCCCUGGAGUUGGCGGUGGUUGUGCGCCGGCCUCCCCUUCCUGGAACUGAACGAUACGCGCAUUUAUUUUUUUCUCAUCGUGCAGUGUCACGUACCGACGGUCGUGCAUGCCAGCCAGCUAUGCGUGGAACGAGCGGUGAGGUGGCGGCCUUUUGAAGAUUGUGAUAGUGUGAUUGCCGCAGUGGAGAGUCUUGCGAGUGUGUGUUUAUUUAGCUAGCUGCGAUGCUUGCUUGCUUCUCCAGUAUUGUUACAAGGCCGUUUGACGAAGGCCACUUUGCAAGCGACUCAUUUCGUAGCGACUUCCAUAAAUACAAUUACAUUUUUUCCCUCAUCUCGUGAUGCUGUCUUCAGCGUUCCUGAUUGUCAUUGUGAUAUUAGGUUCCUUGUCGUCGAAUAAGCCUUAUUUGUGGGACGAGACAUGAGAAAGCAGCGGCACGGGGCAUAGACAUGAGAAAGCAGCGGCAGUAUAUCAGUGUUGACUUAGGUGAGUGGCAUCGUUAUUUAGCGUUUACUUCUUACCGUCUUGAGUGUUUCUUUUGAGCUAUACAGCCGAUAUAAUUCAGGCUCUUUAUAGCUUACGAGCGCGUGGUUAACUCGUCAGAGUAGGCUGCUCUAAAAUACGCCUCAGAUUGAUUCAAUUUGUAUUCAUGAGCAGGCAAAAAUAAAUUAAAUGUGCCAACAUUUAUUCAUAAUCAAGCUUAAUCUAGCUAGUCGCUAUUCUUCUGUUUUUCGGGACGAAUGUGUCGUAUCGCUCGCGCUGUCCUCACGCCUGUCAUUUUAACAACGUCUGUGCGCUGUCUAAGUGUGACAUUCAGCAGUAGCGUGUAAGCCCAAUGAUCCCAUAAAAAAUGAAGUUCAAAAAAAACGAAUGGAAUACAUAUUUGAUAGCUUGAUAUGCAGUUUUUGCGACUGUCGCCGAACUUUCAAAGUUCUGUUUAUAUACACUCGGUAACGAUAAAGUAAUCUUCGAAGCGCCCUCGUGCAUGUAAUUCUUGAUUAAGUUAACUACCUUCAAAGCAAGCGUUAACUUCGCGAAAUAUAAAAAUAAACAUUUCUUUGUGAUUUCUAGUUACCUUGCUGCACAUCGUAUGUUACUAAGUGUGGCUAAUAAAAUUGAUAAUGAGGCCAAUUUAGACCGAAUUCAGAGGAGGACAUACCAUCAGUUUAGAGUCAUUCAAAAUCACCGAUGCUCAAAAAGAUGUUUUGUUCAAAGAGUAAAACGAAAUAACCACAUUUUUUACCACAAGCAUAACACCGUUUGUCUAAAAAUUGCUUGAAUCUUCCAAAUGAACUUCAGGCGGAUGUCCCUUGCAAAGUAACGGGCUCAAGUUUGUACACAUGCAGCUGGUUAAUUAG
Rhipicephalus microplus (southern cattle tick) is the source of this 2226-nucleotide messenger RNA. RefSeq lists its product as uncharacterized. The record is from RefSeq and is a predicted model, not a curated record. Gene Ontology annotation, biological process: positive regulation of transcription by RNA polymerase II; sensory organ development; axon development. Gene Ontology annotation, molecular function: E-box binding; protein dimerization activity; DNA-binding transcription factor activity, RNA polymerase II-specific. NCBI's taxonomy places the organism in Eukaryota, Metazoa, Arthropoda, Arachnida, Ixodida, Ixodidae. Gene Ontology annotation, cellular component: nucleus.